AUGUCGAAAGUGAACAAGGAAGGCGCUCAGCAGACAUCGCUGCUCGAUGUCCUUAAAAAGAAAAUGCGACAGGCCCGCGAAGAGGCUGAAGCGGCCAAGGACGAGGCUGAUGAGGUACAGCGACAGCUUGAAGAGGAAAGGAAGAAACGCGAAGAUCAAACUCCAAUUUCCUCCUUCCUUUAUCAAAAAAGCUUCUCACUUGCCUGA
Molecule: messenger RNA, 207 nt
Organism: Strongylus vulgaris
Lineage: Eukaryota; Metazoa; Nematoda; Chromadorea; Rhabditida; Strongylidae
Source: the annotation of a GenBank genome assembly